This is a messenger RNA of Prorocentrum cordatum, 906 nucleotides long. The record is from the annotation of a GenBank genome assembly. Lineage: Eukaryota; Dinophyceae; Prorocentrales; Prorocentraceae.
AUGGGCGCUCCGGGCGAUGUUGUACGCCCGGACGAAUGCCCGAGCAACCCGGCGCAGCUGUUUCGCCGCGUGCGCUGCCGCCAGAGGCGCCUGGGGGCCCGCGGGCGCGGGAGACCGACGCCCCCGCAGCAGCACCCAGCGGCUCCGGCCGCGGGCGCGGCUGGGGGCACCGGCCCCGCGGAGGCGACGAAGGUGCUCCUGUCGGUUUGGGUCCGGCACUGGCUCGGCGUGGUUGUCGCCAAGGCCAUCGUGGGCGGCGGGACCCCGCCCGGCGACGACGCCAGCCAGAGCGCCUCCGAGGAGGUGCACGCCGAGGCCCAGGCGGCCGCCACGCCCCCGGAGGCCGCGCCCACCUGGCGCCCGGACUUCUACAAGGUGUCCGCGGUGUGGCUGGAAGACCCGGCCCAGGCCGCCGCCGCUCCCGGCGCGGGAGAGGCCGCCCGCAGCGGGGCGGACGCCAGCUCCGGGCGCGGGGAGCCGGCCGCCGAGCCGGCCGGCGAGCAGAGCCUGGAGGACGCGGCCGCGGGGGCGGCCCAGAGGCUGCUCGACAGGCUGCGGCUGAGGGCUCUCGAGGACGACCCGCGCGGCGGCCCGGGCUGCCGCCUCGCCGCGGCCGCGCUGCGCCCGGGCGCCGCGCCGCGGUCUGCCCUCCGGCGUGGCGGGCCGCGCGGCGUGCCGAGCGGGCCCCUGCUGAGCGUUCGCUGCGUGAGGUUCAACCUGGGCGCCUCCACCGUGCACUACGUGAAGCCCUACAGGGAGAUCUACGGCGCGCCCCUGUCGCAGCUCCGGGUGGACGAGCACAUGUGCCUGGUCCCCCGCGGCGACCACGCCAGCAGCGAGAGCGACGACGACGAUUCCGAGGAUGAGCACGGGGAGCACGAGCCCCGCGCCGAGGCGGCAGUCUGA